Messenger RNA from Xyrauchen texanus (razorback sucker), 3495 nucleotides. RefSeq names its product microtubule-associated tumor suppressor 1 homolog A-like. The transcript has 15 exons. Bases 1 to 3492 code for a protein of 1163 amino acids. Gene Ontology annotation, cellular component: cytoplasm; nucleus. Gene Ontology annotation, molecular function: microtubule binding. The record is from RefSeq and is a predicted model, not a curated record. NCBI's taxonomy places the organism in Eukaryota, Metazoa, Chordata, Actinopteri, Cypriniformes, Catostomidae.
AUGGAGAUCACACGUAGAGCCAUGAAUCUUACUUUUGAGGACAAAAAUGGAAAUGAUAUUACUUGCCCAAGUGAGCAUUCCUCUGAUUCAGUUAGAAGAUCUAGCUGCUUGAGUGGUGGCAGUUCAGACAGUCCUUCUGAUGUUGAAAUGGAAAACUGUAUCAGUGAUGCCACAUCUGAGGUAAACUUAAAAACAAGGAAAACUACCUCUAAUGCCACCUUUACUUGCACUGAUAAUGGAGAAACUUCAUCCUCAAAGAUAGUGGUGAAAUCAAGUGGAACAAUUAUUGUGGACCAAGUUAAUUCAAAGAUUGACAAUUGGAAUGAGAAUAUGUCUCUGUUAAUAGUGGACUUGAAAACUAGUGAUAUGAAUGACAGGAGCUUAGAACUCUCUCCUGACUGUGGAGAGCGAGAGCUGUCUGAGGUGGACUCCUGCGAGCCAUCCUGCCAUGGCUCCAGUGAGAAUUGCUUCUCUGUGAGCUCUGGUGAGAUGGUGAUGAGGAGUAAAAGUUUUGUCUUGCACGAGAAUGACCAGCCACUUAACAUCUCUCUGCUUGGGGAGUCCAAGACCUCCUUGGAUAUUUCCUCUGACUUUGGUGGGGUUUUGGGCAUGUUGCCUGAUGUCUGUGAGGGCCUUCAUGAAGAACAUCCAGCCAAGGUGCCUCAGGAAGACCCCAAGAAUCAUGGCUUGCAGUGUACAUUCAUCCAACCAAACAAUAAGACCUUCCUCAUAGAGGGGGAUUUCUAUCAAAUGGCUUUAGGUCUCUCUGACUCUCAGAGAGAGACAGAGGAAAAGAAUUUGCACCUGGGCACUGACAAACUUGAAUGUGUGACACCUGUUCAUCAUCACAAUGUGCAAAAGUUAACUCUCAACACCAGUGGAUCGAAUCGCUCAACUCCAGCAGAGGGGAAGACUGUGCUCUUCACAGCUUCUGAGGAUUUAGACAUCAGUGGCAAUGCUCAAACAUCAACUCCAGUACAGUCUGUGAGUAAUAUGACAUUUUGCCUCCCAUCUCUCUCUGAAUCGCCUCUCAACAAAGAAGGCGAUUCAGUGAGCCCAAUGGCUCAAGUCAUCAAUAGGCAGAAAGGAAGUGCCUCAAAGUCUAAAACACCAUUGGUGGCAGCAAGCAAAAGCAAUACAGUAGAAAUUAAAAGGUUUUCCAAGCCUAACUUCUGUAAUAUAAAGUCUAAAAUCUUGGCUCGUGCCACAAACCCCUUCAAGACAUCAGGUGUACCGGUUCCAAAUGCUUCUAGCUCUGUUCCUCAAGCUACUGACAACUCUACUGAACACAAGUCAUCUUCUAAAAAGUGUUCCUCUACUGCAGUAACCAACACCUCUGCCACACCAGCCCAAAGUGGAAAGGGUUCCAUUGCGGCUAAAAGAACACGCUCAUCCACUUGCCAAGAAAGUGGUCCAGCCUCAAUGUCUCGAGCUCGCCAUUGGUCUGAAAGUGCUACCUCUUUCAAAACGAAUAAAGAUGGGUCCCAAGAAAAGAAUUCAAAAGUCAACCUUGCAACACCAAAAACUUUAUUUAAGGGAGGUUCUCGAAGUCAGCGUGAAAAGAUGAAAUCUGCAGAUGGACAAGAGUCCUCUAAAGAUGGCAAUCAGACGAAAGAGUCACUAAAGGGUUGUGGGAAAAAUCUGAAAAUCAGUCUGUUGGCAGUGUCUUCCAGGCCAGCUGCAGCAGUUUGCGAGUGGAGUAGAUGUAGGCUUGGCCCUCAGCCAUCCCCAGCCAGGAAAGGAGACCCCUCUGUUGCUCGCAGUCAAGCUGCAAACCUUCGGCCGCCACUCUCGGCUGCAUGUAAGCUCAAACCUGGGACAGCAGGAAAAGAUGGCAGCAAUACCACAUUGCAAGACAUGCCUUCUCCCAGAAACAAACUGAGCACACCUAAGGCUAAGCUCAAAAUCCACUUGACUGGGGGCACUGCUGCUGUUUCAGAAGGAGCCCAUUCCAGACUUGUCCCAUCCACACCUGCCCCAACAGGAUCAGCCUCCAAACUGCCAGUGAAGCCCAAAACACUGCCCAAGAGCUCCAGUGCUUUCUCUCAGACCAGUGGACACCUAAAGCAAGAUCACCCAGAUCCAACAGUUGGAGCCUCAAGUAAACCUUCAUCUAACAGGCCCAGGUUAUUAAGAACCAAGCUGCAGUAUCCGUCUACCAGAGGUGUAUCAUCAGCAGGAUGCAAGAACACCCCAUCAUUGGGUCAAAGUUCAGCAAGAUCUUCAGGCAGUCCUCUGAAAACCCCUACCUCAACCCGACCCUUGAGACCUGCUACUACUCCAACAGUUGACAAGAACAAGUCAAGGACAAGUUCCCGGAAUCUGCAGACACCAACAAAUGGCCAUCCGGAUCUGGUACCACCGGAGAGUAAGGCAAGAAGCGUUGAGUAUUAUAAGACUCUGUGUGAGAAGAAGAACCAGACCAUCCAACAGAUGGAGAACACUGUCCGAUCCAACAACCGCAGGUUUGAGGCUGUUGCUGUUGUCAUAAAGCACCUAUAUGCAGAGCAUGAGGAGGUGAUGAAGCAGCGCAAGGAACUGUCUCAGGAGCUGGUCACCAUGCGUGAGGAGCUGGUGAGCUCUGCUCACUCAUGUGAGCGUCUAGAGCACGAGAAGGAGGACCUGCGUGUGGCCUUUGAUGGAGUUCUGCAGAAAGUCCAGGAGCAGCACCGCUUGGACCUGGCUGACCUGGAGGAGAGGCUGAAGACCUUCUACUCCACUGAGUGGGAGAAGGUCUACCAGACCUAUCAGGAAGAGACUGACAGAUGCAAAGCGCAGAUGGAGCAACAGCUGGAAGAGUUGCGAUCAAAACAUGAAGCUUUGAAGAAGGAACUGGAAGUCAGCCAUAUACUGGAGGUGGACCGCCUUAAGCAACAGUUUGAAGAGUCUUUCAAAGAACUCAAACAAUCCCAUGAAAAGGAAUUGCAUAUUAUCAACACAACACUGAAGGAAUCAGAAGAAACAUUAUCUAGUCAAAUUCAGGAGCUUAUUACAGAGAAUAACACCCUUAAAGAGAAACUGAAGGUUGAGGAGAAGAGAAGGAAUGAUCUGGGAGAGCAAAGCCAGGACUCCCACACCCUUUAUUUGGAGCAAGAACUUGAAAGCCUUAAAGUAGUGCUGGACAUCAAAAACAAACGGAUCCAUGAACAGGACAUGAAACUCUUGCAGAUCAAUAAACUGAUGGAGAGGAAUAUAAAGUUGGAUGAGUGUCUUAAAAAGCUGCAACAAGAAAAUGAGGACCUCAAAGCCAGAAUGGACAAACAUGCUGCUUUGUCGAGACAACUGUCCACAGAGCAGGCAGUUCUGCAUGAAACUCUCCAGAAAGAGUCCAAAGUGAACAAACGACUGUCUAUGGAAAAUGAAGAGCUGCUCUGGAAGCUUCACAACGGUGAUCUUAGCAGCCCACGUAAGGUCUCCCCUUCACCCUCUCUGACUCUACAGUCACCGCGCAACUCUGGGAUGUUUUCCAGCCCUCCCAUCUCGCCCAGAUAACAA